UCAACAGUCUGUGUCUAUGCUCUCAAAGUGUGCGCAAAAUUAGAUGACAUUUAAUGAUUUGAUAAGAUUUUAUUGGCUCUGAAAAAAGUUUUUAGAUAAUAGUCUCACAAUUGAAUAGUAAGAGAGAGAGAAACUCAAUGGGAAUAUAGGGAUUAUAACAGACUUAACGAUGAACUCAAAAAAUUAUUUUAUCUAUAAUAACAAUAAUAAUAAUAUUAAUUUAACUAAUAAUAAUAAUAAUGUAUAUCUUCGGCGAACUAAUAGUGUGACCAGACUUUCGGAGAUAAAAGAUUUGGAAAAGAAGAGUCGUCGGGAACAAGCGGAUCAACCUGUUCACGAACCCAAAGACUCAUUGUUCAGCUCUUCCAGCGGUUACACCAAUUAUAGAGGACUUCUUAAUCUAUGCAUAAUUUUAUUAGUCUUAUCAAACGCGAGGGUCGCUCUCGAAAAUAUUAUCAAAUAUGGUAUUCUUGUAGAUCCUGUUCAAUGGAUCAAAAUAUUUAUCGGUAAACCAAACGCAUGGCCUUCGUGUCAAUUGAUAUUAAGUGUCAAUAUCUUCAUAUUAAUUUCUUUCGUAUUGGAGCACAUAUUUGCAACAAAAUUAUGGCGCGAAAGAACUGGAAGAAUAUUAGUAAUGCUAAACAUAGCGACUAUUUUAUCUUUGCCGCCGAUUGUCAUCAAUUCCGUUCACUGCAAUCCAAUCGGUGCCUCAAUAGCUUGUGGUCUCUAUUCAAUAAUUAGCUUAAAACUAGUAUCUUAUCAUAUGGUCAACUACUGGUGCAGAAAACACAAGCUCUGCACCAAAAAAUUGUCAAAUGCCGGCCCACAUACUCGGCGUCGAUCGUUCAGCUCUAAGGAGAUCCAGAAGUUGCAUCAAAACGGAUCAACAAAUAAUGAUUCAAAACAUCCAUUAGUUGAAUAUCCAAAUAAUUUGAAUUUAGUUGAUUUGUAUUACUAUAUGUUUGCUCCGACUCUCUGUUAUGAAUUAAAUUUUCCCAGAAGUGAACGGAUCCGUAAAAGAUUUCUUAUUAAAAGAAUACUUGAAAUCCUAUUUCUGCUUCAACUAAAUCUCGGUCUAAUCCAGCAAUGGAUGGUUCCCACCAUAAGUAACUCAUUCAAACCGUUACAAGAAAUGAAUUUUACAAAAAUGUUGGAAAGACUAUUGAAACUAGCGAUCCCAAACCAUAUAAUUUGGUUAAUAUUUUUUUACUGGUUUUUUCAUUCGUGUCUCAAUACAAUCGCCGAAAUUUUGCGUUUCUCUGACCGCGAGUUUUAUCGCGACUGGUGGAAUGCCGAAUCAGUUAACUAUUUUUGGCAGAACUGGAACAUACCGGUCCAUAAAUGGUGUGUCCGACACCUAUACAAACCAUUGAUAGCCAAAGGUGUCAACAAAUUUCACGCAUCUGUCUUAGUAUUCCUAUUGUCGGCAUUUUUUCACGAAUACUUAGUAUCGGUUCCGUUAUCUAUGUUUCGUUUGUGGGCCUUCUUCGGUAUGUUAUCCCAAAUACCAUUCUCUAUGUUUGUCUCCAAAUAUCUUAACAAUCAAACGGCAAAUAUAGCCGUUUGGAUCUCAUUAAUCAUUGGACAACCUCUAUGUAUACUAAUGUAUUAUCACGACUACUAUGUUAUACAUCACGUCAAUAAAAAUAAGUGACCACUUCGGCUAUAAGCACAAUAUUG
Messenger RNA from Oppia nitens, 1680 nucleotides. It is a transcript of the gene mdy, whose product is annotated as diacylglycerol O-acyltransferase 1-like. The transcript is spliced from 6 exons. The coding region runs from base 170 to 1654 and encodes 494 amino acids. The record is from RefSeq and is a predicted model, not a curated record. NCBI's taxonomy places the organism in Eukaryota, Metazoa, Arthropoda, Arachnida, Sarcoptiformes, Oppiidae. Gene Ontology annotation, molecular function: diacylglycerol O-acyltransferase activity. Gene Ontology annotation, biological process: triglyceride biosynthetic process. Gene Ontology annotation, cellular component: endoplasmic reticulum membrane.